CUUGCGGAAUCUCCUAAACAUUUCAUUGUCCCGACACUUGAUAUUGACCUUGUAUGGCACACACAUCAGCUCAUGGCCAACUCCUAUCAAAAUGAUUGCCUCAACUAUAUCAAGCGCUAUGUAGACCAUGACGACAAAGUCGAAGAAGGUCUGCUUGCCGACUCCUUGGAUAGCACCUGCAUAGCGUGGCAGAACAAAUACCAUGUUCCAUAUAUGGUCUGCGGUUGUCCCCUCCCG
Messenger RNA from Coniophora puteana RWD-64-598 SS2, 237 nucleotides. RefSeq lists its product as uncharacterized. The annotation marks the transcript as partial. NCBI's taxonomy places the organism in Eukaryota, Fungi, Basidiomycota, Agaricomycetes, Boletales, Coniophoraceae. The record is from RefSeq and is a predicted model, not a curated record. The transcript is spliced from 2 exons.